Rhodotorula toruloides NP11 is the source of this 795-nucleotide messenger RNA. RefSeq lists its product as uncharacterized. The coding region runs from base 1 to 795 and encodes 264 amino acids. The transcript is spliced from 4 exons. Lineage: Eukaryota; Fungi; Basidiomycota; Microbotryomycetes; Sporidiobolales; Sporidiobolaceae. The record is from RefSeq and is a predicted model, not a curated record.
AUGCGCCUCUCCGCCCUCUCCUCCGUCCUCUUCCUCCUCCCCUCGCUCGCCUCGGCAACCUACUUCACCAACCCGACAACCUCGACAGUGUGGGCCGAUGCGGCGGGGCAGCCCAUCACAUGGCACUACCAGCCUGGUGGAGCACCGAGGGGCGACAUCGUCUUGUCGGCGGUGGGAGGGUCGGGGACGAACCCCAAGAACUCGAAUUCGCUUACGAUCGCUCAGAACGUUGACCUGACGAGCGAGAGCUUGACGUUCCCGAGCGGUACAGCACUGCGGAGCAACUCGAGGCAAUACAUCCUCGCAAUCGUCAACUCUGCUAACCCGACAGACGUCUACACCCAAGUCGGGCCAUUCGAGAUCGACGGCUUCGGCGCCGCCUCAUCUCCCUCGUCGCCCUCCUCUAGCAACGGUUCAGGCGGAGCAGUCGGGAACGGAAGCGGCCAGGACGCGACAGCGACAAAUCCGCCCGUCUCGUCUGCGAGCCCGACUCCGAGCGCUACUCCUUCAUCCACCACCACCUCCAGCUCCUCUUCAGCGUCGUCCUCAACAAGCACCCACGACCCCAUCACUGCGACUGUCAUCGAAACCGCCUCCUCGGGCAUCCUAGUCACGUCCACCCUCCUCCCCUCGACCUCCGCCAAUUCGAACAUCUCGAUCGUCACCGUCACGGCAAGUGGGAGUGUGGGAGCUGCGAGUCAGAGCGCGAGGCCGAGUAGUGCGGCAGGGAGGGUGGGCACGCGAGGGGGGUUGGCGGUCGUUGCGGCUGUGGCGGGUGUUUGGGUGCUGGCCUGA